GGAUUCGGGUACGAUCCGAGAUCUAGGGAUUUCAAAGUGGUCAGGGUUGUGAAUUUCGUGGAAGGACCUGGAUUCUUCCACCCUCCGAGAGUGGAAGUCUACGAUUUGGGGAAAGAUCGAUGGAGAGAAAUCAAAACCCCUGUUUGUGGCCACGUUUUCUGGGCGCCUUCGUUCGAUAUGUAUCACGAAGGAAUGUAUUACUGGUGGGCGGACGCCGAGGGAGGGAGUGAAAUCAUCCAGUCGUUCGACAUGAGCGAGGAGGUUUUCCGGCCGAUUCCGGUGCCGGAGAGCUUCGAGGAACUGCGUGAGAAGUACAGAAGUAUGGGCGUUUGGAAGGGAUCGAUUGUUCUGUUCCAUUAUCUGCCCGGCGCCGAUGAGAAAACCUUCGACAUUUGGGCGAUGGAGAAGGACAAUUCAGGUGGGGUUUCGUGGUCGAAGGCAUUGACAAUCGGCCCUGUUUCUGGAAUUGAGAAACCAUUGGUGUUUGUGAGCUCUGAUGAGCUUCUAAUGGAGGCCAAGGACGGGCAGGUGAUAUUGUACAAUGUGAACACCGGGCAGGUGAAAGAGCUUCCAGUGAAAGGGCAUCCGGGCAGAUUCCAUGCCACAGUUUUGUUGAAGAGUUUGGUGUCUGUGAAGGGAGGGAAUAACUUCAGUUUUGAGUUUUAAUGUGUGUUUUGUUGUGUUGUGAAACUUUUGUAUUCAGUUCGUUUGGGUUUAGAUCUGUUGAACCUUUCAGGUUAAUGUUGUAAAGUAAAGCCAAGCUAAUAAUGCGAUUAAAAUCGUUGUUAGCUGUUUUAUUUCCGUUACAGAUCUUUUGUUAUGUAAUUUGCUGAAAUUGUUGCCA
Molecule: messenger RNA, 844 nt
Organism: Momordica charantia (bitter melon)
Lineage: Eukaryota; Viridiplantae; Streptophyta; Magnoliopsida; Cucurbitales; Cucurbitaceae
Product: F-box/kelch-repeat protein At3g23880
Molecular function (GO): protein binding
Source: RefSeq, a predicted model, not a curated record